AUGCGAGGUUUGAUACCCUCGCCUCGAGUCGUCUGGCUUCUCAGCCCGACUGCAUUACAGCGGCAAGCUCCGCAUGCGAGGUUCAGUACCCUCGCCUCGAGUCGUCUAGCUUCUCAGCCGACUCCUUUACAGCGGCAAGCUCCGCAUACGAGGUUCAGUACCCUCGCCAUGAGUCACCCAGCUCCUCAGCCUGACUCCAUUAUAUCGGCAAGCUCCGCAUGCGAGGUUCAGUACCCUCGCCUCAAGUCACCUGACUUCUCAGCUCGACUCCAGCGGAAAGCUCCGCAUGCGAGGCUCAAAGGCUUGCAAACUUUACCUAUAUGA
Messenger RNA from Lactuca virosa, 324 nucleotides. The record is from the annotation of a GenBank genome assembly. Lineage: Eukaryota; Viridiplantae; Streptophyta; Magnoliopsida; Asterales; Asteraceae.